Dendrobium catenatum is the source of this 3998-nucleotide messenger RNA. Its product is annotated as protein PIR. Lineage: Eukaryota; Viridiplantae; Streptophyta; Magnoliopsida; Asparagales; Orchidaceae. Gene Ontology annotation, biological process: regulation of actin filament polymerization; cell morphogenesis; regulation of translation. Gene Ontology annotation, molecular function: RNA 7-methylguanosine cap binding; small GTPase binding. Gene Ontology annotation, cellular component: SCAR complex. The record is from RefSeq and is a predicted model, not a curated record.
GUGUAGUUUCUCCUACAACGUCCCACAUUCCUCCGGUGGAAGCGGGAGCAAGCUCAUUGCUUCUCCUACUGUCGUCACCGACAAGGCUCUUCUAAGUGAAACUAGGGUUUAGGCCGGGAAGAUAGUGGGGAAUCUUUUGUGUAGGAGCUUAUGGCGAUACCAGUCGAAGAGGCCAUUGCUGCCUUGUCCACAUUCACCCUUGAGGAUGAGCAGCCUGAUGUGCAAGGACUAGCUGCUUUACUCUCUAUUGAAAGAUGUGCAACUACUAGCCCUACUGAGUAUGCUGAUGUUUCUGCUUAUCGAUUAUCUCUCAUGGAGGAUACAAAAGCAAUAAACCAAUUGAAUACUCUGAUCCAGGAAGGAAAGGAAAUGGUUUCAGUGCUGUAUACAUAUCGCAGCUGUGUCAAGGCUCUUCCACAGCUGCCUGAUUCCAUGAAGCACAACCAAGCUGACCUGUACCUUGAAACCUACCAAGUUCUUGAUCUGGAGAUGAGCCGUUUGCGUGAAAUUCAACGGUGGCAGGCAUCUGCAGCUUCAAAAUUGGCAGCAGACAUGCAGAGAUUUUCUAGGCCUGAGCGGCUGAUAAAUGGGCCGACCGUAACUCAUUUCUGGUCAAUGUUAAAGCUGCUUGAUAUUUUAGUGCAACUUGAUCAUCUUAAAAAUGCCAAAGCAAGUAUCCCUAAUGAUUUUUCAUGGUAUAAGAGAACUUUCACCCAAGUAAGCAUGCAGUGGCAAGACACUGAUACAAUGAGAGAAGAGUUGGAUGAUCUGCAGAUUUUCUUGAGUACUAGAUGGGCCAUAUUGCUAAACUUGCAUGCUGAGAUGUUCCGUGCAAACACUGUCGAAGACAUCCUACAAGUUCUUAUUGUGUUUUGUGUCGAAUCGUUAGAGUUAGAUUUUGCACUACUAUUUCCAGAGCGCCACAUGCUACUUCGUGUUUUGCCUGUUCUUGUUGUUUUAGCUACCUCGUCUGAGAAGGAUGCAGAUUCACUGUAUCGAAGAGUGAAAAUCAACCGCCUGAUCAGUAUCUUCAAGAAUGACCCAGUGAUACCUGCAUUCCCUGAUCUUCAUCUUUCUCCAGUUGCAAUCAUGAAAGAGUUAUCUAUGUACUUCCCCAGUUUUUCCAGCCAGACACGUUUCCUUACUCUUCCGGCACCACAUGAAAUACUUCCUCGUGAAUUGCAAGAUUAUCAGAGACAUUAUUUAAUUGUAAAUUACAUUGGAACUAUUAGAGCUGAGCAUGAUGAUUUCUCUGUUCGCUUUGCCUCGGCAAUCAAUCAGGUCAUAAUUUUGAAGUCAACUGAAGCUUCGGACGCCGAGUGGUCUAGAGAAGUAAAAGGAAAUAUGUAUGAUAUGGUUAUUGAAGGAUUUCAGCUUCUUAGUAGAUUGACAGGACGGCUUUGGGAGCAGUGUGCUUGGAAGUUUUCUCGUCCUUGUAAGGAUCCAGUGGCUUCAGAUUCUCUUGGAGGCUCAACUACUUUUUUUGACUAUGAAAAGGUGGUGCGCUGGAACUACAGUUCAGAUGAAAGAAAAGCUGUAUUAGAGCUCGUCAGUUACAUAAAGAGUGUUGGUUCAAUGAUGCAACGCUGUGACACACUUGUGGCAGAUGCUUUAUGGGAGACAAUUCAUGUAGAAGUGCAGGAUUUUGUUCAGGAUAAACUAGACACAAUGCUACGGACUUCAUUUCGGAAAAAGAAAGAUCUAUCAAGGAUUCUUUCUGAUAUGCGUACGCUUUCAGCGGAUUGGAUGGCCAAUACAAGCAGGCAUGAUACUGAAUUGCAUGCGUUGCGCCAAGAAGGUGAAGAGCCUAGGCCAAAUAUAUUUUAUCCAAGACCAGUUGCACCUACUGCUGCCCAGCUACAGUUGGUACGUUGACGGACCUUGGUUUCCUUUGGUUCAGGGAAUUCUAUUUGGAAUCUUCUCGUGUCAUCCAGUUUCCAAUUGAAUGCUCUCUUCCGUGGAUGUUGGUGGAUAAUGUAAUCGAGUCUCAAGAUCCAGGUCUCCUUGAAAGCAUUCUGAUGCCAUUUGAUAUUUACAAUGAUGCCGCUCAGAAUGCACUGACCAUGCUCAAACAGCGUUUUCUGUAUGAUGAAAUCGAAGCUGAGGUCGAUCUUUGUUUUGAUCAACUUCUUUAUAAGCUUAAUGAGAUUAUUUUCUCGUAUUACAAAAGUCGUGCUGCAAGUGAUUUACUUGAUCAAUCAUUUAUAGCUUCUUGUAAUGACGACAACAAAUAUUUUGUGAAGCCAAUGCGGUUUAAUGAAAUAUUAAAGCUGAGGAGAGUAAAGUUACUUGGAAGGAGUAUUGAUUUAAGAAGUUUGCUCACACAAAGGUUGAAUAAAUUAAUCCGGGAGAACAUUGAUUUUCUCUUUGAUCGAUUUGAGGGCCUGGAUUUAUGUGCCGUUGUGGAGUUACAACAGCAUCUGGAAAUUCUGAAGCACUCCCAUAAUUUACUGUCAAAAGAUCUUGAACUAGAUUCAUUCAGUCUGAUGCUCAAUGAAAUGCAAGAGAAUCUCUCGCUUAUUUCAUAUUCAAGUCGUCUUGCCUCUCAGAUUUGGACAGAAAUGCAGAAUGACUUCUUCCCAAACUUCAUCCUCUGUAAUACUACUCAACGCUUUAUUCGCUCGAUAAAGGGAGAUCGACACGCUUCCCAAAGGGCAUCAGUUCCUAGUGGGAAGUCUUACUUUUUCUGUGGUUCUCAGGAUUUGAAUGCGGCAUAUCACAAUCUGGCUGCGAUGUACUCUGAGUUCUUUGGAAUUCCUCAUAUGUUUGCAGUUGUCCAACUUAUUGGUCUAAGAUCACUACCCUGGAUUAUAAGAGCUAUAUUGGAUCAUAUAGCGGUGAAGGUGAAUGUAUUAAUACCUAAAAUAUAUGGGCUACAAGAUGCAUUGCCGAAAUCUAUUGGACUACUUCCGUUUGAUGGUGGUGUGGCAGGUUCCCAAAAGAUUAUUCAUGAACUGUUGACCUGGGGAACUAAAUCUGAACUUAAAUUUGAAGUGCUUCAAAGUUUGAAAGAGGUUGGAAGUGCACUCUAUUGGAUGAGCCUUCUUGAUCUUGUACUGAGGGAAAUAGAUACCACGCAGUUCAUGCAAACUGCGCCAUGGCUGGGGCUGUUUAUGGGAACUGAUGGACAACUAAAAGAGGUUGAUAGUGGCAAUAGGCCUCUUGUCAGUUUGUUCAGAUUAGCUAAUACAGAGAUUGUAUCACAUGCAACAUGUCAAAAUCCCAAUUCCUUUAACAUCAUGUUAAAGCAGGCAGAAGCAGCUGAUCUCAUAUAUAAAAAGAAUAUUAUAUCCGCUAGUGUGCUUGAAUAUGCACUAGCCUUUACAAGUGCAGCAUUGGAUAAGCAUUACAGCAAGCUGAGUGCAAAUCCGAAGACAGGGUUUAUUGACAUAACCACUUCAAAGGAUUUCUAUCGGAUAUUUAGCGGUCUACAGUUUGAAUACUUGGAGGAGACUGUUCUCGAAUCUUCUAGAAGGCAUGAUUCAUGGGGUGACUCGGUAGCAUGGGCUGGUUGCACUAUCAUCUAUUUGCUUGGCCAACAACUGCACUUUGAACUUUUUGAUUUUUCAUAUCAAUUCCUCAACAUCGCUGAAGUAGAAAAUGCAGCAAUAGCCCACACUCUAUCUUUCGACCGUUCCAAGAAUUCGAAUUUCUUGCAGGGAUAUGAGAUUCUACUGGAAGCCAUGAGGAAGGCCAGAAGGCUGAACAAUCAUGUAUUCUCCAUGCUAAGAGCUCGUUGCCCACUUGAGGACAAGGUAGCCUGCGCAAUAAAGCAUAGUGGAGCACCACAGCAUCGAAUUACAUUUGUUAACACGCUCUCUGCCUUCGAGACUUUGCCACAGAAAGAAGCCUGAUAUGGCUUCAAUCUUUGUUGUUGAUAGAGAAGAUUUUAGAAAGAUAUUCUGAUUUGUUCUUAUGACUACAAAUGAACAAGUUUAGUUACUCAAAUAUUAACUGUCUUUAAUUUUGAAAUUAUUGCAUGUCUUUAUUCUGUGUUU